Molecule: messenger RNA, 2436 nt
Organism: Ictidomys tridecemlineatus (thirteen-lined ground squirrel)
Lineage: Eukaryota; Metazoa; Chordata; Mammalia; Rodentia; Sciuridae
Source: RefSeq, a predicted model, not a curated record
ACUGCCUUCCAGCGCAUCAAAUGGAUGGUGGUGACCUGUCCUUGGGCGCAAUUGCUUGUGGCGUCCCUGGAGUGGCAGAGGGGGCCUGUGUGGUGCUCUGCAGGCUGAGUUUCAGGAGGUGGGGCUGCUCUCCAGUGGGCAGUGGGAGUCAGGGAUCCAGUCACAGGCCAUCGAGGCUCUGCCUGCACCAAGGCCUCCCAGGCCUGUAGGGUAACGGCCAGCGAGAGCUUGGAGCCCUGGUCAGUUCACCUGGAGCCCGUGUCUGUGCUCCCUGGUCUGUGCUGUCCUAUGUCACUCCUGUCACCUGGUCAGCCUGCCUCCCCAUCAGUUCCCUGGUCGGCCUGUUUCCAGGUCAGUCACCAGGUCAGGCAAAAGGACAGCAAGGGAGUCACCAGUCUGUUGAUAAUGCAACCAAGCGGUGUGUCAGUGAAGGAUCAGAUUAGUGCCCGAAGGAGUCAGUGAUUAGCCCCUUGUGAAUCAGUUCAUCAAUUAUUGAGACAACUCACCCCUUCAUGCCCUGUUCCUUAGUGGGUUAAUUAGGCUCCUCUACUCAGUCUCUUAGGAGAAGGCCGUCAGUUCUCACAGUCAUCCCACCCAUAAAGACAGGGUAUCAGUCUCCCUGUUAGCCUUGGGCUCCUCUAGAAAACCAGUUUUUCCAUUAAUGUAAGUCAGUGCUUCCUUUAUAAAGGCAGGAGAGCAUUUCCACCCUUCUCCCUCUGCUAAGGAAACACACAGAGGGAAGUGAGCCCCAGACAAAGAGUUGCCUGCAGCCCUGGAACACAGACCAAGGUGAACUUGAGAAAAGGGGUGGUCAGGAGCCUGGCAGAGAGGAACAAGAAGAAGUCAGAGUUUUAAAACUAGAUGGACCCUUACAUCUUCAGGAAUAAAGCCCACUCCUGCCAUCGAUGAGAAAAAGGAAACCAAGAGGGGAAAAAAUACUGGAUCCAAGGUCUUCAGUGAUUUACUGGCAAAGCCUGAGCCAAAACCCAGGUGAACAGGUCCUUGGGAUGACCAAGGAGACAGAUGUCCCUGCCUUGCCAAGACACAUCUGAUUCCCUCCACCACAUGCUCUUGCCGCUACCCAUCACCUCGUCCCUUCCGGCAUACGGAAGGGCUCUCCUGUGCCUGAGAAUGUCCCCACUGCUCAGGGGGCUGCCACAGCUAGAGCCAACACCCGCCAGGCUGCUCGACUCCUCCUGCUCCUUGGAGAAGACACUGCAGUGCAGCUGCUCCUUCCACGGGGUCCCCACGCCCUCUGUGCAGUGGUGGGUGGGCGGUGUCCCUGUGGGUGUGAACAGCGUGGAUGGCGGCCUCCGGGUGACUUCCACCACGCUUGGUCCCUGGGCCAACAGCACCAUCAGCCUGGCCAAGGAGCCAGAGAUGGGCACAAGCCUUCUCUGUGAGGGAAAGAACCAAAACGGAACCCAUGCUGUGAGCAUUCUACUGAUGUCAGGAAGGAGUCCUUUGGCUCCCCAGAUCUUUCUGAAAGGGCUGCUCCAGGGUGUUGUCUAUGGAUCUAUGGCAGUCACAUUGCUCUUCCUCUGCCUCCUCCCCUUCAUAGUGAAGCAUAUCAGAAAGAAGAAUGCAAAGAAAACUGCAAAGAUCAAAGCACAAAAGAACCCUGAAGUCAGUAGGCCAGAACCCAAGAUGUCUCCAAAGAAUGCUGAACCAGGGAAAUCCAUAGCUACCCCAUCUUCUGAGAACCAUAUUUUGGAAAGCAAGCUAAACUGCAGACAGUGAAGGCUGUGAAAACUCCAUGACACCGGGAGUCCCCAGUAUCCAUGGAAUUACAAAAGUCCACAAAACCCACUGAGUCCCUAGAAAGCAUGGAGUUGAUAAUAAAUCCAGAGCCAUCAGAAUCUCCACAGCUCACAAAUUCCUCUCAACCCCCACCUAUCCCUUGUGCUGGUUCUCCAUGGAUUGAGAUUUACUCUUAAACCUGGCCUCAGAACCAUUGUUGAUAAACUGUGAUUUGUUGUUUGGAUAGCCCCAUUCUGUGAUGGUGUCACAAGACGGAAAAAUACAUGUGAAAUGAUGAGAUAGCUCCAUCAGGAAGGUGUUUUGAGCUUCUAUCGUGGGACAAGAGAUACACACACAAGAACAUCAGGCAUCUUUGGAUCAAAUCCCAACCUCAAUGCUUAGUGACCGUAUGCCUUUGGACAAGACCUUUCAUCCCCCUCGAAACUUCAGUAUCUUUACAUGACAUACACCUGGGUGAGCAAAAAACACGAGCAUGAGCAAAAUAUCCAGAGAUGAGAAUGCAGAAGACACCACAUGGGCCUGAAUGCCAGGACCUGGCACUGGAGCUUGAUCUCAUAGGGCGUUAUCCUGACUCUCAGAAUGCAAUUCCAUGGGAAGAAGGUCUUCAUCUCUCUUGCUUUCUAGCUGUAUUGCCAGUACCUAUAAUUGUGCUUAAAAUAAAAGAAUCUCUCAAAA